Molecule: messenger RNA, 3612 nt
Organism: Zalophus californianus (California sea lion)
Lineage: Eukaryota; Metazoa; Chordata; Mammalia; Carnivora; Otariidae
Gene: IL17RB
Product: interleukin 17 receptor B
Exons: 14
Coding region: 442-2067 (541 amino acids)
Molecular function (GO): interleukin-17 receptor activity
Source: RefSeq, a predicted model, not a curated record
GGGCGGGCGGAGCGGGCGGCGGCGGCCCGGCCCUGGCCCCGCUACCCUCUAACUGGCGGCGCCGGCGCACGGCGCGCUCUCCGCGGCCUGGAGGGGAGCGGCGGCCGGGCGGUUCGGACCCGGUCUGCGCCGGGCCGGCCCGAGGGCGCGUGUGCCGCCGCGCACCUGGCUCACUGCUCGCACGUGUGCGCGGGGCCCGGGGUGCGCUGCGCCCGCUCGUGCUCCACCCGCCAGGUGCCCCGAGGCGCUGCGACCCGGCCCAUCCGGACGAGUCCGGGCAGGCCAGGGCGCUCCUACGGUCCCCACCCAGGGAGGGGGCCGCCCUCGGCUCCGGGCGGCGGGGGCUGGGGGCGGCGCUGUGGGAGGCGGGGCCCCCGAGGGGUGGCCCGGGGCGCCGAGAUAAGAGCGCGGCCGCGGGGAGGGCUGGCCUGGGGCUCCGCGAUGUCGCUAGUGCUGCUGAGCCUGGCCACGCUGUGCUGGGGAGCAGUGUCCCCGGAGUCGACGAUUCAGUGUGGCUCUGAACCUGGACCAUCUCCAGAGUGGAUGGUCCAACACACUCUGACCCCAGGAGACUUGAGGGACCUCCAAGUGGAACCUGUUAAAAGCAAUGUUGCCAUGGAGGAUUAUUCCAUUUUGAUGAAUGUCAGCUGGAGACUCCGGGCAGAUGGUCAGCAGGAGCCUAACGCUCUAUCACCGUGCCUCCGUCGUUCACCUCACUUCACCUCCUCACGUAGACGGAUUUCAUGGAAGAAAACAGAGGGACCAGGGUGCCUACCUCCUGGGACUGUUGUGAACAUGAACGGAGCCAGCAUUCGCUUGCUGAAGGCCACCAAGAUCUGCGUGACAGGCAAGAGCAACCUCCAGUCCUACAGCUGCGUGAGGUGCAAUUACACGGAAGCCUUCCAGACUCAGACCAGACCGUCUGGCAGCAGAUGGACGUUUUCCUACACAGGCUUUCCUGUAGAGCCAAACACACUAUACUUCAUCGGGGCCCACAAUAUCCCCAAUGCCAAUAUGAAUGAAGACCCCCCCUCCAUGUCUGUGAACUUCACCUCACCAGGCUGCCUAAACCACAUAAUGAAACACACAAAAAAGUGCAUCGAGGCAGGAAGUCUGUGGGAUCCAAACAUCACUGCUUGUGAGAAGAACAAGACGGCAGUAGAAGUGAAUUUUACAACCAGCCCCCUUGGAAACAAAUACAUGGCUCUCAUCCGAAGUAACAUCGUAAUUGGGUUUUCUAACGUGCUGGAGAACAACCCCCCAAGUCGAGCUUCAGUGGUGAUCCCCGUUAUGGGGGAAAGUGAAGGUGCUGUGGUCCAGCUGACUCCGUAUUUCCAUACUUGUGGCAAUGACUGCAUCCGACGCAAAGGAACAGUUGUGCUUUGCCCACAAUCGGGCAUGUCCUUCCCCCUGGACAGUCGCAGAGGCAUGCUGGGUGGCUGGCUUCCUCUUCUCCUCUCAGCUCUGCUGGUGGCCACAUGGGUGCUGGCCGUUGGGAUCUAUCUAAUGUGGAGGCACGAAAGGACCAGGAAGACUUCCUUCCCUACUACCACGCUCCUGCCCCCCAUUAAGGUUCUUGUGGUCUACCCAUCUGAAAUUUGUUUCCGUCACACAGUUUGUUACUUCACUGAAUUUCUUCAAAACCACUGCAGAAGUGAGGUUAUCCUUGAAAAGUGGCAGAAAAAGAAAAUAGCUGAGAUGGGUCCAGUGCAAUGGCUUACCACUCAGAAGAAAGCUGUGGAUAAAGUCAUCUUCCUUCUUUCCAAUGACAUCAACCCCAGGUGUGAUGGCACCUGUGGCAGGAGUGAGGGCAGCCCCCAUGAGAAUUCCCAAGACCUGUUCCCCCUGGCCUUUAACCUCUUCUGUAGCGAUCUGAGAAGCCAGACUCCCCUUCACAAAUACAUGGUGGUCUAUUUUAGAGAGGUGGAUACCAAAGAUGAAUACAGCGCGCUCAGUGUCUGCCCCAGGUACCACCUCAUGAAGGAUGCUCCUGCUUUCUGUACAGAACUUCUCCGUGUCAUGCAGCAGGUAUCAGCAGGAAAGAGGCUGACGGCCUGUUCCCUGUAGCCUACCCAUGAGAAGUGAGGGGCCUUGAAGCCUUCCUACUCCUCCAAUUACAGGGGGAAAGUAUCUCAGAUGAUUCUGAAGUUUCCUGUAUGGGCUAUCUGUAGGGAGAUUUUAUAUACACCUGCUUUAUUUAGCAAUAGGAAUAGGGAGGAUUCCUAACUGAAUACAUACGCCUUAGUUUAAGCAAAACUUUUAUGCCAAAAAAAAAAAAAAAAAACCUGUUACAAAUACGACUAACUACUGUGGCAUUAACUGAAGGACAGAAACUAAAUUUACAAUUAUAAAGCUAAAUCAACUUCAUACCUAGAAGUCCAGGAGAAUUAUAAUGCAGAACUAUAACCAGUCUGAUAACACAAUGAUAAAGCAUCCUCCGGCCGAACAUCCAGUCCUGAAUAGCCCAUGCACUGCACAGUAAAUAGAACUGUUUAUUUCUCUGACACUCUAAACUUAGUGAAUACCAAAUUUAAGAAAGCCUUUGCUCAUUCACUAACUUCAUGGGUGAAAAACCCUCUAUUACAUACAAAAGCCAUUUGUAAGAAAACAGAAGAGUAAGAAGCCGAACUCCUUUGCUGACCAGAUGACACAGUAUACGUGUAGCCACUUAUAUUAUCCAGCACUUGCAGAGGACCCUCCUGCUCUGAACUAGAUUCAGGUCCUAUCCGAGUCUUGUACAGGUGACUUUUAAUACGGACACCAACAUCCAUUACCUGCAGACCUGAUGUCUACUUUAGCCCAAAGUUACCUAUUAGAAGUUACUGUCAAGAGUUCAGAGUUUCUUGGUUAUUAUGUGACUUCUCAUGUUCAAAACACAAAUAAUUCCUGCUCUGUUCAAAGUCAGCCCUCUUGAAGGAAUCUUUUUAUAAUCUUGAAUUAUAAUGGGUUAUGUAAAAAAAAAAAAAAGUACCAGAGAGCUAGAUAUGUAUGGUAUUUUAAGUCUUCCGACUUUUUCCUCUAAAAGUAUCUUUUUCUUAAUGCAGAGGUUACCAAGAGGCCAUUUAUAUUAAUGUGCAAUCUUUCCAGGAAUGCUUGUCUCUCUCACACAGUACGAUACUGAAUCUGCCUAGAGUGUGGAUCAGUUUCCACUGGAUGCCUGUUAAAAUAUAUUUGUGAAGGGCUAAAAUUAUCCUUAAAGGGCCAAGUCUUAUGGAUAAAAUAAAAAUCAAAAUAAGGAAGCACAGAGUGAAAACUCACCAUGUCUAACUUCACAAGUAGACAGUUAGUAAUGGCUGAGGCAAUAUGUUUAAUGUGGUCAAGCUCACUUACUUGUCAUGACCAGUUUUUACCACACUUAAAAGUGCUAGUAACGGAAGGACACGGCUUAUGUCAAAAAUUGGACCGGAAACCAACUUCCUCUGAAUCAACAUCUACCAGUUAUAAGAACAAUAGGUUAUUAUGUAAAAAAAAAAAAAGAUAUACAAAAACACAUUUUGCUUUUGGAACUAGGUAGCCAUUAAUAAAUUGUGUUGAAACAGCUCAGAAACAUAAAAUCAACAUUGUAUAAAUUUAUUUUGUUGAAAAGUUAAAAAAAUAAAGAGCAUACAAUCU